CGCUAUAUUGUGACGAGUACAAGGGCAAGUAGUAAGAGUUGGAGCUGCGUUGGUUCGGCAUUUCGUUAGUUUCGAUGCUGCUGAACCUAUCGCGGUUGCUUUGAGUGAUUUCCAGUUCGCGACAAAUGAAUCUGUGGUGACAAACAAUGAGCGUACUCACAUUGCAGAUCGGUCAGUGUGGCAAUCAGCUAGGUUUCGAAUUUUUUAAUGCCUUGGCGCAAGACAUAGGUGUUGGGGAACCUGAGACGCGCCGUGACAACGAGUACUACAGCCUGUCAGCAGAGAGAUUUUUUGCUGUUGACCCCCAAGGCGGUCUACUUGCCAGUACCGUCCUGGUUGACACGGAAAGAAAGGCCGUUGGCAGGGUGUUGAAGGAAGCCUGUUACAGCAACAAGUGGCACUACGCCAGUGGUGCAGCUUACACUAGUGCACAAGGCGCUGGUAACAACUGGGCUCUGGGUUAUUUUGAACAUGCUGAAAAAGGCCUGGAUGAAAUCUGCAAUCUUGUGAGGUGCCAUGCUGAACAACGUGACUGGUUGGAUGGCUUCCUACCCAUAUUUUCUCUCGGUGGAGGGACAGGCAGUGGUUUGGGAACCAAGCUCACUGAGACCCUAAGGGACAACUACCCAAACACUCCCGUCAUAGCAGCAGUGGUGUGGCCAUUCAAGUCUGGAGAAGUGUCAGUGCAGGCAUACAAUGUGCUGCUGUCUCUAGCACAUUUGCAAGAUUCUGCAGAUGCGCUCCUUGUGUUAAGCAAUGAUGCUCUGCACCGGGUGGUCACCCAGAGGUGGGCACUGCGUAGCGCCUCUCUGGUCGAGAUGAAUGCACUGGCUGCCAGACACCUGACUUGCCUGCUGCAGCCCAGCCGAGACUUGCAUGGACUGCACACCUGUCUUGGCGAUGUUGCCUCUGAGCUCGGAUGCCAUGGGUCCCUGAAGCAGGUGGGCCUGCUUCAGGUGCCACAGGAGCCACCUGCGCUGGCUGCCUUCAGCUGCAGCUCCUGGCAGGGCCUUGUGCGGGCCCUUGGCAAGAUGCAGCGCUGCCACAGUGCCACUGAUGAAGCCAUGGGCACUGAGAAGAGGCCUCCUACCUGUGUUGCCUCCCUGGCUGUUGCACGAGGCGAAGGGCUGUCGGCCCUCAAUACCACUGACCUCGCCUGCCGCCAUGCGCCUUUUGUGGAGGCGGGUCGUGAGCUCAGUGUGUGGACAAAUCCUCACAAAUUUUUGGGCUCUACUCGUACCUUGUUGCUUGCUAGCAACAGUGAUGCCUGUGUCCCUCACUUGGACUCGUUAGUAAGCCGAGCAUGGUGCCGAUUCACUGAGGCUGCCUACCUUCAUCACUACACGCGCCAUGGACUGCAGGCUGAGGACAUGGCUGAUGCUUUUGUGCGUGUUGAACAAGCUAUUGCUAGCUACAAACAACUGUCUAGAUAAUAAUGUUGAAAGCUGGGCCAAUUGGUACGUGAUUGAAGGUGAAACACCAGCAAAACUGCAAUACGCAUAAGCAAGAAGACAACGCAACAAGACUGGAACUAGCAACUGAACUUUUAUUAUGGGAAAUAAGUACUAUGUAACCUCCAGCACUGCUCCGGGCAUGCACAAGAACUAUCACAAGGCUAUCACAAUGAAUUAUAUUUCUUUUAUGGUAGCAUAUCAGGUGAUUUGUUUCUAGACUAGCUUUUUCUGGUGGUCUUGUGAUGGUUUCCGUGCAUGUUCCCGAGGGCUGCCAAAGGUUAUUUAUUUGUUAUUUCCCACCAUAAAAAUUUGGUUGUUAGUUCUAGCCUCAUCCCAUCUUCCUUGUGUACGUUGUUUUUCAAGGGUUUUUCACCUUCAACUGUCUAAGCAGCAUGAAAGAAUGUGCUCAUGCACUCUAGUCAAAUGUUCACUUGCUUUUUUAUGGAUGCAGUCCACCCAAUUUAUAUCAAACUCAGGUAUUUUCAGUAAUUCUUUGUAUUCAGCAGGGGAUGUACCCCUUCAAUAUACUGUGUAAAAAUGUAUUAAAUAUUCAAUGUAUAGAUUGA
Messenger RNA from Dermacentor albipictus, 2020 nucleotides. Its product is annotated as tubulin delta chain-like. NCBI's taxonomy places the organism in Eukaryota, Metazoa, Arthropoda, Arachnida, Ixodida, Ixodidae. The record is from RefSeq and is a predicted model, not a curated record. Gene Ontology annotation, cellular component: cytoplasm; microtubule. Gene Ontology annotation, biological process: microtubule cytoskeleton organization; mitotic cell cycle. Gene Ontology annotation, molecular function: GTP binding; structural constituent of cytoskeleton.